AUGCGUUUACAACCACAAUCAGACAUGGCUUCACGUACAACUUUUCUUCUUUUUUUCGUGAACCUUUUAUUCGUGUCAUGGGUUUCUGCUGCUCCGUUGAUUGGCGGGCGAGUUCUCGCUGUUUUAGAGGAGCAGUCCGAUAGUGCAAAGUAUUCACAGUUUUUAGUGGACCUUAAAGGUAAGGCUCUGGCUAGCUCUCCCGCAAUUGUGAAUUUGUUUUGCUAAAUUAACCGAUUCUCUGACUGCAGGGAGAGGGUUUGAUGUCAAACUCGAGUCUCCGAAGAAAGACACACUGUCGCUGUUUAAGCACGGAGAAAAGGUUUGGGAUCACGUUAUUCUGUUUCCACCCAAGUCUAAAGGUGAUAACAUGCCCCUUUCUUCUAGCUUCCCCAAGCCAUUCUGACAAAAUUUGAAUAGGAUACGGGCCUGCCCUUACCCCCCAACAAUUGCUUGAGUUCACUAAGCUCGGAGGCAAUGUUUUGAUCCUCACUUCGCCUUCCAGUAUCCCCGAACAGAUUCGUGAGCUCGCUCGCGAGCUCGGCAUUGGUCUACCUCCAAAGGACUAUAUUGCUGUUGAUCAUUUCAACUAUGACACCGUUUCCAAAUCGGAGAAGCACGACGUUAUCUUGGCUAAUCGACCCGCCGUUUCUCCUGCUGUCCAUAACUACUUUAGCGGAAAGCAGGGCGAUUUGAUUGCGUUCCGUGGCGCCGGACACACUCUCGGCAACGGACCAUUGUUGGUACCUAUCCUUACUGCUCCGAGAACCGCCUACGCGUACGAUAGCAAAGAGGAUUUUGCUUAUGCCCAGGAUCCCUGGGCAGCUGGUACUCAAAUGCAGCUCAUCUCGGCCAUGCAAGCGAGAAAUAAUGCUAGAAUUACACUUGCCGGAAGUGCUGAUAUGUUCUCCAAUGAAUUCUUCGAAAUGAAGGUCCAGAGGCCUGGAUCAGUGGAAUCACGGAAGACUGCCAACAAGGAGUUUUGCAGAGACGUUGCCGCUUGGACCUUCGGGGAGAAGGGUAUCGUCAAGGUUAAUGCUAUAAGGCACUAUCUGUCUAAUGAGCCCGAUUCUCCUGUCAAUCCAAAUAUGUACAGGAUCAAGAACGAUGCGGUAUGUGCAGGUUGUGGUUUAUAUUAUGGAACCAUGUCGCUAACUGUUUUACAGACUUUUGAAAUCGAGCUUUCUGAGUACGACACCGACCGCUGGGUUCCCUUCAAGGUUCCCUCGGGCGACAGCCUUCAACUUGAGUUCACCAUGCUUGAUCCCUACUACCGGAUCCCACUUUUUCCUGCAUCUACUUCAUCUAACUAUACUACCUACGCCACUUCUUUCAAAAUUCCGGACCAACAUGGUGUUUUUGCUUUCAGAGUGAACUACAAGCGCCCAUACAUCACCUACGUUGAUGAAAAGUAUAGUGUCACUGUUAGGCACUUUGCGCAUGACGAGUAUACCAGGAGUUGGGAUAUUAGUGGCGCCUGGGUCUGGAUUGCCGGCAUUGCGGUAACUAUCACUGGGUGGAUUGGAUUCUGCGCUUUAUGGCUCUGGAGCGCACCGGCUGCUAUCAAGGCGGGGUUGAAAAAGACGGAAUAAAGUGUUGCGUUUUUUUUAUGAGGAUUUUUCUUUUUC
Molecule: messenger RNA, 1625 nt
Organism: Tuber aestivum (summer truffle)
Lineage: Eukaryota; Fungi; Ascomycota; Pezizomycetes; Pezizales; Tuberaceae
Source: the annotation of a GenBank genome assembly